GAUUUCAUCAAUAAACCAUAAUAUGGAUGUCUUAUCAAGGUUGGAUAAUAAGAUACACAUUGUGCAAGAUUAAUAUUAGUAAGUCACCAAUAAUUAAUGAAGAAAUUGAAAUUACACAAUUGUGUGAUAAAACCGUGUUGAGUUUUGUCAGUGGGUUUAACAUUAAUGCAAAGUAUUCAUUAAUUUUUUUAUUCAUUAUUCUUCAAUGAUGAAACAUAACAUUUACGAAUCCUACAAAUAUUAACUUAUACAUACAUACUUUUGGUUAACAGAAAUUCCAGACUGGCUACAAAAGAUACAACAUAUGAUUUAAACGUACAGUAGAUAAUCGUAGAUAGUAUAAUUGUUGGACUUUACUUCGUUGGCUGAAGCCUUAAUGAAUUUGAAUAUAUUCAAAUUUAGAAAAACUUAUCUUUAAAUAGAUGAUAAGCAAUGUUAUACGAACGCGACGAAUGUCCAGCACGUUACGAGCCUUUGCUAUAUGGAAUGAAUUGAAAAUAUUAUUCCAUUUUUGGAUAGAAUGUGGAUAGUAUGUUUAUUACUAUCUUAUUGUCUAAAUCUAAUCUAGAUUUCUUCUUAUGAGGAACUUUGAAUAUAUUGUAAUUGAAGAAUAUAUUAAUUGUACCAACGAAACGUAUGUAAAAAAUCAUUGCACAUAUUUGUGAUUUUUCAAUAUAUGAAAUGUUAAUUAUUAUCGAUAUGUCGACAUGAUUGGUAUAUGUGUGUCAAAUGUCAAAUGCGAUGUCAAAUUGAACGUAAUGGCAUUCAUAAAAUUCCUUAUUUACGACAUUAUUUAUACUAAUAUGCUACAUGUAUAGUAACAAUCACUCGUGCUUUACUUAUCACAAAAGAGAAGAACACUACGCUUGUCUAGUAUCACAUUUAUUCAAACAUUUCAGUGACAACUCUAUGCAUUACAAAUAAUCAUCACAAGGAUUCAAGUGCAAUUUCACGAUACUGAAAGAAAGAUUUAUGUUUAUAAAGUACAUUAAUUAUUAAAUAAUACUUGUAAAAUAACAGACUGCAACCAUAUGUAUGCUUUAUGCUUUACCUUUAUCCUCAAUUUCUGGCUAUAUUUGUUUGCCAAUUGCUAAUUUUAUCAUCUUAUCCAUUUUCCAAGUCAUUGUCCAAGUUCGCAUUUUUAUCUUGUAAUGUCAUAAAUAAAACAUAGUUCGACGAUAACAAACGAUAGAACGCAAUGAUAUAAGAAUGCGAGCAAUGUCAGGCAGUUAUUAUUAUUCUACCAUGAAUCAGCCCGUCGUGACUGUGAAACAAGGAAAGUUGCAAGGAGUUCUGCAAGAAAAUGUGCUUGGUGUUUCCCAUUAUCUUGCGUUUAAAGGUAUACCUUUUGCUGCUCCACCAGUUGGGAAAUUAAGAUUUCAGGACCCUAAACCUCCUGCUUCGUGGGAUGGUAUCCGCAAUGCAUCCGAAAACGGCAACGUUUCUUUACAACUCGACCUGUUAACUGAAACAGUGAUCGGUGACGAAGAUUGUCUUUAUCUUAAUGUUUAUGUACCAUGCAGUAUCCACGGAACAAUGCGCAAUCCCGUUAUGAUUUGGAUUCAUGGUGGAGCAUAUCUUAUUGGGACAGGCUCUGAUGUUAAUCAACGACCUGAUUAUCUUUUAACAAAAGAAGUCAUUGUAGUGUCAAUAAACUACAGACUCGGUGCUUUAGGUUUCUUAAAACUCGGUCAUGAAACAACAAGCGGAAACCAAGGCUUGAAAGAUCAGAUUGCUGCACUGAAAUGGGUGAGAGAAAAUAUUCAAGUAUUUGGCGGAGAUCCAGCAAAUAUUACUGUAUUUGCUAACAGUGCUGGUGCUGCGAGCACGCAUUUACUAAUGUUAUCACCGCUUUCUAAAGGUCUUUUUCACAAAGCUAUUUUUCAUAGCGGUAUAAGUACGGCCAGUUGGGCGAUAACAGAGACUCAGCAAGAAAUGAUCUCGUUUAAACUUGCUUCAUUACUUGGCAAUGAUUCCAAGAACCCCGAAGAAAUUAUAGAGUUUCUUCGAACGAUACCCGCUGACGAAAUCGUCAAAGCGCAAGGUCAAUGUCAAUUUCUUACUCCAAAGGACAAGUACGGCUUUAAUCUACAAUUUUCACCCGUGAUUGACAAUGACGUAAAAAAACCUUUGUUUCCAUGUCCUCUGCAUCAGUUACUCAAUGAUGAUAAUGAUAUACCAAUCAUAGUUGGUUAUACUACUCAUGAAUAUAUAUUAUUUCUUGACGAUCCUAGUGAAAAAACUUUGAAAAUAAUCUACGAAGACUUACCGCAUCAUGUGAGAAAAGUAAGAAAUUUACAAGACCCGGUAAAAAUACUGCAGCUGACGGAGCGCGCCAAGCAAUGGUAUUUUAAUGGAAAAUCAUGUACUAAAAACAGUGUCUCCUCAAUCAUACAAUGCAUGAGUGAUAUUUAUAUGAACAUACCUAUAAUAGAAUUCGUAAAUAGCCGAAGAAAAAGGAAAGAGGCAGUGACAUACUUUUAUAAGUUCUCUUACAUCGGUGGCCAAACAACUACUAAGCAUAUGCUGCUGGGAGACAAAGUGGCCAUGACUGGAGCGGCUCAUGAUGAUGAGUUAUCAUAUCUGUUUUACAUGCCUAAAUAUAAAGUUAAUGAUCCUAAACCACCGGCCAUAGGCACAAAAGAUCGAAAAGUAUUAGAAGCCCUUACAAGUAUGUGGACGAAUUUUGCGAAGACAGGAAAUCCAACACCUGUCCUUGAUCAGAACGUACCUACCACUUGGUUGCCAGCAACAGCAGAUGCCUUGAAUUACUUAGAAAUCAACGAUGCUUUACAAUGUGCAACGAUCACAGAUUAUACUAAUAUAUUUCAAGAAUCUGAUUAGCAAGCAUCAUAAAGUAUAGCUCACAUUAAUUCAUAAAUAAGUUCGAAUAUGUAAGCCUAUUACUACAAUUUGUCUUUCUUAAGAUUUCAGAUAUUAAUUCUAUCUUACAAUUUUUUAUUUAUAUCUAAGGAUUCAAUGGAAAAUAAAGUAAACUUUAUUGUAAAAUUAAUUGUGAUAAGUAUUUCACAACGGAAUUAAUCACUUUUAAAGAAAACAGAAUUAUGUUAUUCAUCAAUUCGACAAGUAUUUUAAACAUGGAAUGUUAAAAAGUUAAUAUAUAAAUAUUAUAUAAAUUAAGGUAAUAAUAAGUAUAAUGAUUAUGAUAAAGAGGAAGUAGUUUAUUUAUAGAAUUCUGAUAAACGUGAACGUUUUGAUACGUAAUAUAAAAUGUAUUGUUUUUAACUUGCAUUAUAUAAAAUUAAUAAAAUUGUAA
This is a messenger RNA of Ooceraea biroi (clonal raider ant), 3277 nucleotides long. Its product is annotated as putative inactive carboxylesterase 4. The record is from RefSeq and is a predicted model, not a curated record. NCBI's taxonomy places the organism in Eukaryota, Metazoa, Arthropoda, Insecta, Hymenoptera, Formicidae.